Dictyostelium purpureum is the source of this 339-nucleotide messenger RNA. RefSeq lists its product as uncharacterized. The transcript is spliced from 2 exons. Bases 1 to 339 code for a protein of 112 amino acids. The record is from RefSeq and is a predicted model, not a curated record. Lineage: Eukaryota; Evosea; Eumycetozoa; Dictyosteliales; Dictyosteliaceae.
AUGUGUAAUGAACAAGAAACUAUCCUUAAAUCACAUGUUCAACUUUAUUGGAACAUUUUAACCUCACUUACAUCUCUUUUAGAACUACAAGAUCCAAUUGCUCAAUGGAGAGUCGAAGCCUCAAUGGCCUCAUUAUUACGUUUACCUGAAGGUAUGGUCUAUAACUCUGAAGGGCUCCCAGUUUUCUUAAAAUUCUUGGGUAAAAUUACCAAUUUCAACUCAUACUCAUCCUCAUCUUUUUCUGCAAUGACAAACUAUCUACCGAUCCAAACUGAUGAAUUUUUAAAUUGGAAAUUAAAAAACAAAGAUAUAAUAAUUAAAACAAUUAGAGAUAGAUAA